Rhinichthys klamathensis goyatoka is the source of this 870-nucleotide messenger RNA. RefSeq names its product neuroendocrine protein 7B2. The transcript has 6 exons. Bases 112 to 768 code for a protein of 218 amino acids. Gene Ontology annotation, cellular component: secretory granule. Lineage: Eukaryota; Metazoa; Chordata; Actinopteri; Cypriniformes; Leuciscidae. Gene Ontology annotation, biological process: regulation of hormone secretion; neuropeptide signaling pathway. The record is from RefSeq and is a predicted model, not a curated record. Gene Ontology annotation, molecular function: enzyme regulator activity.
GAUGAUGAUUCUGCUGCUUGGCAACAGAGCAAAUGAAGCGAGGAGGAGGACGGCAUCUGUGUUGAACCCGACACACUCUUUCUCAAUCCAGAUUACAUGUGAAAGUCAACGAUGGGUUCGGUUCCGAAAAUGACACACACGGUUCUUCUGAGUGUCGUUAUAUGCUCGAUGGCCGUGGUUUCUGGCCGUAGUCCACGCACAGUGGAUCAGGUGUCGGAGGCGGAUAUCCAGCGCCUGCUUCAUGGAGUGAUGGAGCAGCUGGGAAUCGCGCGGCCCAGGGUCGAGUAUCCCGCGCACCAGGCCACCAACAUAGUGGGUCCUCUCAGCAUCCAAGGUGGUGCCCAUGAGGGACUCCAGCAUCUCGGGCCAUAUGGGAAUAUCCCUAACAUUGUUGCAGAGUUAACUGGGGAUAGUGUUCCCAAAGACUUCAGCGAGGACCAUGGCUACCCCGACCCUCCCAAUCCUUGCCCCCUUGGAAAGACUGCUGCUGAUGGAUGUUUAGAGAACGCUCCUGACACUGCUGAGUUCAGUCGGGAAUUCCAGAAACAUCAGCACCUCUUUGACCCUGAACAUGACUACCCUGCGCUGGCCAAGUGGAAUAAAGGAAUGUUGUAUGAAAAGCUGAAGGGUGGGCCAAAGAGAAGAAAAAGGAGUGCAAAUCCAUAUCUGAUGGGACAGAGGCUGGAUAACGUGGUGGCCAAGAAAUCAGUGCCACAUUUCCCUGAGGAAGAUGAAGUUGAAACUGCUACAAGCAAUAUCAAGGCCUGAACAUCACGUUCAUACAAUUUGUAUAAAAAUGACUUUUCUGUUUCACAGCAAAGUAAGCAUUAAAUUAUGUGUUAUAUACAAAUAAAUCAUAUUAUUAAUAGA